Girardinichthys multiradiatus is the source of this 2051-nucleotide messenger RNA. It is a transcript of the gene lacc1, whose product is annotated as laccase (multicopper oxidoreductase) domain containing 1. The transcript has 5 exons. Bases 1 to 1263 code for a protein of 420 amino acids. Gene Ontology annotation, molecular function: copper ion binding. The record is from RefSeq and is a predicted model, not a curated record. NCBI's taxonomy places the organism in Eukaryota, Metazoa, Chordata, Actinopteri, Cyprinodontiformes, Goodeidae.
AUGGCCGUGCUGGUGGAUCUGACCCACUGCUGCAGCACCGGAGUGUCUUUGCAGCAGGAAACGGACUCGCACAUCUUUCUGCUGUACGGGAAAACUCACCGGCGUGAAAACGGCUUUUCCGAGCCGUACCUGACCUCUCACAGGAGCCUGCACGUCCUGGACUCUGGGUCCACUGCGGAAUGUCUGUACCGACUCAAGCAGACCAUGGAUCAUCUGGACCUGAGCUCGAUCAGGGUCCUGACCACCGCACGGGGUAGGGAGGUGCUGGUUCGGUAUCAGGAGAUGCUCUUUACCGCCGUUUAUACCUUUGAUUACAAAGUGACGCCAGCUGACAAGCUUACCUGUUCGGGCUGCAGAGGCUCCGCCCACAUGGACUCACCGGAGGUUGAAGUGCAAGACGUGUCGGACUUUCUGCAGCAGCUGCCCGCUUUGAAAGGGAACAUCAGAAUCCUGAAGUCCACACUGAUCCCAGACUGCUUCGGCCACGGUUUCAGCACUCGUUCAGGUGGAGUUUCCUACAUCCCAACUCUAUCCUCAUUAAAUCUGUUCAGCAGCAGUAAGAGGAGGGACCCCGGGGCCGUGGUGGCAGAAAACAGACGCCGACUGGCCCUCCAUUCUGGCUUCCAUCCUCUUCCUCUACGUCUGGUCAAGGUGAACCAUGCCAGUGCCGUGUGGGUUUUGGGGAAACCCGAACCAGAAAGCUACGACUCCAUGGUGACCAACCAGAGGGGGGUUGUUCUGGCAGCUCCAGGUGCAGAUUGCAUGCCCAUCCUGUUUGCUGAUCCAGUAAAGAAGGUCAUUGGUGCCGCUCAUGCAGGUUGGAGAGGGACAGUGAUGGGCGUGGCCACAGCAACUGUGGAUGCCAUGGUGACAAAUUUUGGUUGUCGGCACAGCGACAUCGUGGUGGCGGUUGGGCCAUCUGUGGGGGCGUGCUGCUUCACGCUAGACAAAGAGCAGGCAGCAGACUUUAUUACCCUACAUCCAGACUGUGUACCUGAUCCAGAGUCAGCAAAACCACAUGUGGACAUCCGCCUCGCAAACAGAGUUCUCCUUCAGCAAUGUGGCAUCCUUCCAGACCACAUCCAUGACAACAUGGUGAUGGACCGGCCCUCUGUGACGCCCUGUACCUCCUGUAACCCAGAGGACUUCUUCUCCCACGUCAGAGAUGGAGUCAACUUUGGCACCCAAGUGGGCUUCCUGUGGAUGACUGUAGAACAAGGCGGAGCUCCAGGGAGCCAAACAGGUCGAGAGGAGGGAUUAUAGCACACGAAAAUAAACGAAACCAUGAUUGUUGACAACUUCUUUUUGCAUCUAACCCAGUGGCUCAGGUUCCAUUUGCCAGCAAAGAAAAUCUGACGUGAGAAGCUGUAAAGCAGGAAAACCUGGCAUUCUAGGCUAGGUUUUGUCACCAUGGAUUAGUGGUAGGAUUAAACAUACUGUUAAAUACUAAUUAUCUGAGUCUUCUUCACUCAGUAACACCAUCCAAUCUAAAGAGCCAAGCAUGGACAAUAUGCUUAUAUGAAAUUGGGGUCCCUAUCUGAAUGUAUGCUUCAGGCCUUCUUUGGUUCUAAAACCGGAGCGGCUCCAGCAGAUUCCAGGAACUACCUCAGAGAUCUCUUUUAGGAAGAGCACAGUCCUAGGAACAGCUGAGGUUCUGGUCCGCUGGUCGAGGAACUGAACCAGCGGAUUCCUCCUCCUUCCAACAUUGGAAGGAGGAGAUAAAAGCUUGAUACGAAAAAUAACUUUUAAAUCACUUAUUUUAGUUUGUUGGCAUUUCCCUAUUUAGUUGUGACUUUUUUUGAGCUGGCCAGUUUGAUACAAAUUUGAAACCCUGUAGUAUCAGCUUAAGUGUGUGAAUUCCUAUUAAACUGUUGAAACUAUACAGCAGGGAUAACGUCAGUCUUUGCAUCCAGUUUACUUAUCAAUUUCAUCAGAUAGUUGACAGUGUUGAAAAAGACAAAACAUGUUCUGGGGUAGAGAAAGCAUUUAUUUGGAGGGAAAAAAAACUUGAUUUGUAAUAAAGGCAGCCCUUUUAUAAAAGGAAAAAAAAA